This is a messenger RNA of Zerene cesonia (dogface butterfly), 666 nucleotides long. RefSeq names its product ejaculatory bulb-specific protein 3-like. Bases 168 to 533 code for a protein of 121 amino acids. The transcript has 3 exons. The record is from RefSeq and is a predicted model, not a curated record. NCBI's taxonomy places the organism in Eukaryota, Metazoa, Arthropoda, Insecta, Lepidoptera, Pieridae.
CCAUAAACCACUAGCCAAAAGGUGCAGAAUCGGUUGUACACCCACCACAAUACUAGACCCACGUGUCGCCGAAGGUGGUGGUUUUAACGUAGUCAAUAUAAAGCACUGUCGCUUUCUGAGACGUCUAGUUGUUUUGGUCCCUUAAAGAGAGUAAAAGACAGAACAAAAUGAGGACCUUCGUAAUUCUGGCAUGUUUGGUCUUGUCGGUAUGUGCUGUGGAAAAAUACAGUUCAAAAUACGAUAACUUCGAUGUGGAAACAUUAAUUUCGAACGACAGGCUGUUAAAAUCUUAUAUCAACUGCUUCUUGGAUAAAGGCAGAUGUACUGCGGAGGGAGCAGACUUUAAGAAAUACCUUCCAGAAGCAAUUGAGACAACUUGCGCUAAAUGUAGUGAGAAACAAAAGGGAAACAUAAGAAAGGUAAUCAAAGCCAUCCAACAGAAGCACGCAAAGCAGUGGACCGAGCUCGUCGAAAAGAACGACCCAUCAGGCAAACAUCGUGAAAACUUCGAUAAAUUCAUCCAAGCUAGCUAAACACCCUUGGUAGUGAUAGCAUAUAUAUUACCUUAAGAAUUAGCUGUAAGUUAAUCAAUGUCCAAAAUGUGAUACUUCGGAAAGAGAGACCAGACAGGCCUGCAUUUUUGUUAAAUAAAAUCAAUUGGUUGAA